This is a messenger RNA of Dromiciops gliroides (monito del monte), 700 nucleotides long. It is a transcript of the gene S100A2, whose product is annotated as S100 calcium binding protein A2. The transcript is spliced from 3 exons. Bases 128 to 421 code for a protein of 97 amino acids. Gene Ontology annotation, cellular component: cytoplasm. NCBI's taxonomy places the organism in Eukaryota, Metazoa, Chordata, Mammalia, Microbiotheria, Microbiotheriidae. The record is from RefSeq and is a predicted model, not a curated record. Gene Ontology annotation, molecular function: transition metal ion binding; calcium ion binding.
AAAAAAGAAGAAAAGAAAAAAAGCAGCAAACCUAGUCCUUACAUUGGAAAAAAAAUCCGACAUUACAUGGAAUGUUCUACACCUGUGGGAAACUGACUCCCUUUCCUCUCAGGAAAAAGGUCCCAAGAUGAGCAGUUCCCUGGAGCAAGCUCUGGCUGUGAUGGUCUUUACCUUCCACAACUACUCGAGUAAAGAGGGUGACAAAUUCAAGCUGAGCAAGGGGGAGAUGAAGGAGUUGUUAAAGAAUGAGCUCCCCAGCUUUGUCGGAGGAGAGGUGGAUGAAGAGGGGCUGAAGAAGCUGAUGGGGAAUUUGGAUGAGAACCGUGACCAGGAGGUGGACUUCCAGGAGUACGCAGUCUUUUUGGCCCUGAUCUCCAUGAUGUGUAAUGACUUUUUCAAGGAUUGUCCUGACCGUCCUUGAAAUAGCAUACCCCAGGGGGCAGCUAGAUGGUGCAGUGGAUAAAGCACCGGCCCUGGAGUCAGGAGUACCUGAGUUCAAAUUUGGCCUCAGACACUUGACACUUGCUAGCUGUGUGACCCUGGGCAAGUCACUUAACCCCCAUUGCCCCGCCAGAAAAAGAAAAAGAAAAGAAAUAACAUACCCCUUCCCACUCCCCUGCCCUACUCUACUUCCCAAGACAUCUUUCUAGCCCUGGGCUCAGUGCAUUGUUUGUUUUAUAUUCAAUAAAGGCUACUUUGA